GCCUCCCUUCCAAGGUAGAUACAGAUCAACUGGGAGCCUCGCAACAUCGCUGACUGCUUCUACUAACAGUCCUGACGGGGCCGGGAGUCCGACUCCUCAAAAUAAACCGACGAAGUGUCCACUCUGCGUCAAGUCACAUGAUCUAGAAGAGUGUAAGGACUUCCUGCACAAAGAUGUCGAAGAAAGAAAGAAAUUCAUAGCGGAAAAGAACAUGUGCUUUGCCUGCUAUGGCACGAAUCACCGGUCCAAGGGCUGUACCAACAAAAGAACCUGUGCAAAAUGCAAAAAGCCACAUCCAACAACACUCCAUGUAGAAAACUUCAGCAUCAAAGACCGUGGUACUAGCAAAGGUGACAAACCACCUAACCCUGUCAGCAGCGCAUGYACAGACACGAAGAGCAGAGAUYAACCAGCUCGUUCAGUCGUUCUUCAAGCUUUAAUUCCUGUUACAGUUACAAGCAAGGAAGGGAACUCGGUUACCUCCUACGCCCUAUACGACAAUGGAAGCUCCGACACCUUUAUUACUGAAAGCCUAAUGGAUGACCUCAAGACGGAAGGUACAGAAACUACUYUGCGGCUCRGAACCAUGCACGGACGYAGCGUGGAAAAAAGUUUCCUCRUCAAAGGUCUGACUGUUACCGACAUUCAAGGCAUGAACCCAGUUCAGUUACCUAACUGCYAUACAAGACACGAGAUACCUGUCUCACACGAUCAAAUCCCUACUCCUCAACURAUCAGUAAGAUGAGUAAUCUUCGUUCCAUAACUGACAUGAUUCCUAAUCUUAUACCAAAUGUAGAAGUUGGAGUUCUUAUAGGAUGUAAUUGUCCUCUUGCUUUAGAACCGUUAGAGGUCCUACCAAGUGGGGGAAAGGGACCCUUUGCCAUGCGCUUAAGACAUGGCUGGACGGUGAACGGUCCUCUUCAGGUAUCCUCAGACGUACACUAUGUCAACAACAUAGUAGUGAAAGAAUUUGAAAGUUCCAAGGAGAUUAUUCUCCCUCAACAGAUCUUGAACAUGUUCGAACUUGAUUUCAAUGAUCACGCAGUGAGUACUGAUAUGCCCAGUCUGUCUAAGGAAGAUCAAGCGUUUCUUAAAACUGCACACRAAAACAUCAACCUUGUAAACGGUCACUACGAGUUGCCACUACCCUUUAGAGAGACUGAAGUAAUGCURCCAAAYAACAAAGAACAAGCUAUUAAACGAGCAAACUGGCAAAGGAAGAAAAUGGUUCGAAACAAGCAAUAUCACCUCGACUACACAAAGUUCAUAAACGACACCAUAACCAAAGGCUAUGCAAGCAAGGUCCCGGACAACGACUUGAAGACCAGCGAAGGAAAAGUGUGGUACAUCCCUCAUCAUGGGGUGUACCACCCGAAAAAGCCAGAGAAGAUAAGGGUCGUGUUCGACUGUAGCGCGAAAUACAACGGCGUCUCACUCAAUGACAAGUUAUUGCAGGGUCCUAACCUCACUAACUCCCUAAUAGGGGUCCUAUCUCGCUUCAGGCAAGAGCGAAUCGCUUUCAUGGCCGACAUCGAACAAAUGUUCUAUCAGGUUCAAGUACCAGGACACCACAGGGACUUUCUUAGAUUUCUAUGGUGGCCCAACGGGGAUUUGGAUUUUAAUUUUACAUGCUUAAUCGUCACAUUUUUUUGUCCAGUUACAGGUAAACCCGGUCAGAAGAAGCGUUGUACCAUAACACUAGAAGAGGAGAAAAUUGUCCUAGAGGCCUAUAAGAUCUGUACCGGUGGUURGAGUGAGAUGCUUCAAUUUGUUAAAGGCAAAGUUGAAGAAAUUAGAGCUGGAGACGUAAUGAAGCAAAGAAAGCUCAGAGAUUAUUACAGGGAAGCAUCUCAAAAGUCAGCCAUAAAAAGAAUGCAACGGAUUGUUAACAAGAAGGCAGGAAAAGUAGACGAAAUACCGUCAGUACCGUCUACAAGCACUAACAGGGUUCACUCUGACAGCAUGGCCAAUUCCAUCAUGAGGGCUAAAGUACGAUACAGCCAAAAAGCUACGCCAGAGCAACGAAAACCAAAAAAGUUGGAUCUCAUGYUGGAAGAUAGCUGUAGUUCUUCAGACGAGGACAGCCAAAUAACUAUGUCACCUGAGACAAGCGUGAAAGACACGACACAAGAAUCUCAGCCUCCGCUGCCAACUAAAGUCUCAAAGAAGAGAAAAAGAAAUCGGGGAAAGACCGCUAGAGAGUCCCACGAAGCUCACACAAAAAUGUGUGAGCGUGCUAUGGGAAUGAUGGACAAAAUYACUACAUUGUUAGACAAAUUUGAAUCCGAAAGUGAUUAG
Exaiptasia diaphana is the source of this 2299-nucleotide messenger RNA. RefSeq lists its product as uncharacterized. The transcript is spliced from 2 exons. Lineage: Eukaryota; Metazoa; Cnidaria; Anthozoa; Actiniaria; Aiptasiidae. The record is from RefSeq and is a predicted model, not a curated record. The coding region runs from base 212 to 2299 and encodes 695 amino acids.